GCAGCUACACAGUGUCCCGGCUCUGCUACUGCAUUGCAACAUGGAGGCCCUCCGUUCCGUGGGCCGCACACCCUUGUUCUGGGCGAGGGUUUGCAAAGGCAGCCUCGCCGGUGGCUCUCAGACCUUCUCCGCCCCGUUCCGGGCAGCCAGGCGUCCGUCUUCAGGGAUCCGCUGCAAUGCCGCGCUUCCUGCCUCCCUGCCCAGAGCUCAGUGUGGCUCCUUCUUGAAAAGUUUCAGAGUCAAGAGCGUUCUCCCUCGCUGCCUGAGUUCAAACUCCAGCUCCAAUUUCCCACCCAGCGCUGAGCUUGUGGCCAGACCUGUGGGGGUUUGUUCUAUGUUCAGGCUCCCAAUCCAGGACUCGGCAGAAGGGUUGGAUGCGGCAUUCGUCGGGGUCCCCCUUGACACGGGGACCUCCAACCGUCCCGGGGCCAGGUUUGGCCCUCGCCAUAUCCGGGCUGAAUCGGGGAUGGUGAGGCGGUACAACCCAAGCACUGGGGCGGACCCAUACGUGUCCCUCGUGGUCGCUGACAUUGGCGAUGUGAACGUCAACCUGUAUAACCUGGCGGACAGCUGCAGGCGAAUCCGGGAGGCCUUUCAAAAGAUUGUGGCGGGGGGCUGCGUACCCCUCACGCUGGGUGGAGACCACACGAUAACAUACCCCAUCCUGCAGGCCGUCGCUGAGAAGUACGGCCCCGUGGGGCUGGUGCAUGUGGACGCUCACACAGACACGGGUGACCAGGCGUUAGGGGAAAAGAUCUAUCACGGGACUCCCUUCCGGCGCUGUGUGGACGAGGGGCUCCUGGACUGCAAGCGGGUGGUCCAGAUCGGAAUCCGUGGCUCCUCCUACUCGCAAGAUCCUUACAAGUAUAGCCGGGAACAGGGCUUCCGGGUAGUGCUCGCCGAAGACUGCUGGAUGAAGUCGCUAGUCCCUUUGAUGGCAGAGGUGAGGAAGCAGAUGGGAGACCAGCCUGUGUACAUCAGCUUUGAUAUCGAUGGAAUAGACCCCGCCUACGCCCCUGGCACGGGGACACCAGAGAUUGCUGGCCUCACACCUGUCCAGGCCCUGGAGAUCAUUCGCGGCUGUCAAGGACUGAACAUUGUCGGGGGCGACCUUGUCGAAGUAGCUCCAAUGUACGAUGCUUCUGGUAAUACAGCCCUCCUGGGAGCAAAUCUGCUCUUUGAAAUCCUGUGCGCCCUCCCGCGAGUGAAGGCCGUGUAAACCCGUCCAGGGAAGUUUCCAUUUUGUGCAGAAGAUGCCCUCAAAGCGAAAGGGCUGCCUAUUCUACCUGUGCUGGAUUUCUGCAGCUCAACUUCCACCGUCUGUGCCCUUUUCAGACGUCUGGGAUGCUUUAGGGUGGAUUCCUGCCUUGAGCAGGGGGUUGGACUCGAUGGCCUUGUAGGCCCCUUCCAACUCUGCGAUUCUAUGAUUCUAUGAUCCAGGAUGGACCGAAAUGUUUGAGGUUGACAUCACAGUAAAACCGCUCAUCAUGAGAAUUUUCUGAUUUUAGAAAGUGAAGUUGCUAGCCCUCAUUGUCAUAGACAACACCUCGAUAGCACACAAGCAGCUGCUGCUGCGAUCUUACAAAACAGAGCCGGGAGCAGGUGGACGUCUCUUGGUGGCCAUUCCGGGGACGGGGGGUGCAGGAGAAAGGAACUGAGUGCAGCACCAAAUGCAAUCCUCCAGUCACCAACUCGGUAAUCUUCUGCACAGAAAGCACGUGCAGAAAUGAUAAAUAAACUAGGUUAGUUAAAUUGCAUAAUUUAUUGAGAGCACAGGGUAAGAACGUCUCCCUUUGUGCAUUUCCCCCCACUCUAAAAGAUUGAAAUGCCUCUCCUUAGUUACUGGCAGGAAGAGUUUGAAGCUAAUAUAUGCUGGCAUUUGGGGGGACCCCACCCCCCUUUACUCUCGCCCGCCGCUGGGAUGCAGCUCCUGAGAACUGUUCCGAAAUUGGAUUUGGAAUUUGGGCUAAAAGAGAUCCCCCACGGACAUUGGUCAAUCUAGUCCUGUGUCCUCUUUCAUGCGGUGGCUAGUCAGACGCCUUCAGGAAGCCCACAACCAGGAUUUGACUGGCAAUGCCCCUUCCCUGUGGAGUGGCCCAAAUCACUGAUAUUCAGCCACAAAAAACAACAACCACGGACCAUCAACACAUCUCGUCACAGUUGGGUUCCAUCAAUUGAUCCUACACCGUGUGGACAGGCUGAGUUAAGGGAAACAGGAUGAAAACCCUAUGGCUCCAAAAAGAGAGCUCAGUGGUGCUUAUCGCUGCUUAUCACCAACAUAUUACACCUAUGCUGCCAGGCCAGGUUUAACGUUUGGGCCCUUGUUUACAAAGCCCUAAACAACCCAGAGAACGGCUGAUCUCCUACGAUCAGGACGGUACCGAAGAUCUGGUGCAUCAUGGCAUGAAACAAGGCCUUUAAUAUUGUAGCGCCCACUCUCUGCUACUACAAACAGGGCAGGCGCUAACCCUUCCACGCUUUCGGCGCCUACUGAAAAAAUAGAAUCAUAGUAGCGUUGGAAGGGGCCUAUAAGGCCAUCAAGUCCAACCCCCUGCUCAAUGCAGGAAUCCACCUUAAAGCAUCCCUGACGGAUGGUUGCCCAGCUGCCUCUUGAAGGCCUCUAGUGUGGGAGGGACCACAACCUCCCUAGCUAACUGGUUCCAUUGUCGUACUGCUCUAACAAUCAGGAAGUUUUUCCUGCUGUUUGGCCGGAAUCUGGCUUCCUGUCACUUGAGCUCAUUAUUCCGUGUCCUGCACUCGGGGAUGACUGAGAAGAGAUCCUGGCCCUCCUCUGUGUGACAACCUUUCAAGUAUUUGAAGAGUGCUAUCAUGUCUCCCCUCAAUCUUCUCUUCUCAAGGCUAAACAAGCCCAGUUGUUUCAGACUCUCUUCAUAGGGCUUUGUUUCCAGACCCCUGAUCAUAUUUUACCCAAAAUGCAUUGCCAGGAAGGUAAAUCUUGCCCUUUUUAUGAAUGCUUGCGCUACUUUUGAACAUUGCUUACAAAUUUCUUGAACUUAAGUGAUGCAUAAAUAUUGUUUUUUUUAAAAAAACGCCAUGAAAAAGCUGGAAACUUACAAGCGUGGAAAUCAGAACUGAACUGCUGC
This is a messenger RNA of Elgaria multicarinata webbii, 3104 nucleotides long. RefSeq names its product agmatinase (gene AGMAT). Lineage: Eukaryota; Metazoa; Chordata; Lepidosauria; Squamata; Anguidae. The coding region runs from base 41 to 1219 and encodes 392 amino acids. Gene Ontology annotation, molecular function: metal ion binding; agmatinase activity. The record is from RefSeq and is a predicted model, not a curated record. The transcript has 7 exons.